This is a messenger RNA of Boeremia exigua, 954 nucleotides long. RefSeq lists its product as uncharacterized. Bases 348 to 761 code for a protein of 137 amino acids. The transcript has a single exon. NCBI's taxonomy places the organism in Eukaryota, Fungi, Ascomycota, Dothideomycetes, Pleosporales, Didymellaceae. The record is from RefSeq and is a predicted model, not a curated record.
CCGCACGCUAUCUAUGUAAGCACUAUGCCUUUCCGCCUACAUGCAAUGAACUACACACACGAUGAAACAAUCGAGUCCUUGAUCUGAUCCUGGAAGAUGUUGCACGAGCGCUCGUUCCGGACUCAGCCACAUUUCCACGUGCCCGAGCCCCGAUUACUGUCCGCAUCGCACUUAACUUCAACUCAUCCUCAUCAUCUCCGGACUGUCUGCACGGGAUCUAAUUCCUUCCCCUUUUCCGUUGUCAUUCCCACUGAACAGAGUCCAACCGCAACAUCCUCUUUGCUCCAUUUAUCAGAGUAGCGCUAGGCCUGUCUCUCAAACCAUUCAAUCCCAGCUCACAUACAACAAUGCCGGCUAUCUCCUUCGAAACCCCGCCAGCAGUGGCACAAUGGGAUCGUAGCAUCACGCACGAAGACUAUACCAAGAUGCUAAAAGGCCACACACCGCAAGCCAUGGAGGACAAGUGGACGAUCAAAACCGACGCGCCUGUAGACGCGAAAGACAGCGCUGUUGUUCACAUCUACUUCGGCUGGACACCUCGCGAGGAAAUUUCUCUGGAGAUAACCGCUGGCGAUGCCAACAAAACCGAGACUGAGGACUGGGCCACAAUCGUUAAGAUAUCGUGGAAAGGAGAGCAUCCUGGGGGAUUGAAGGUCUCUGAAAAUGAAGCUAAGAUCAGGGCUGUCAGAUUGUGCAAUAACUUGUUGGACUGCGCAUUAGAGGAAGAGGAAGAGGAGGAGGACGACGAGGACGAAGAGUGAGGUACGGAUGUUGCAUAAAUGUAUCCACGGAACAUUAAGUAUACACAUGGCUUGCAAAAGGCUGAGCGAACGGGCAGCCUUGUUUUCAGUAUCCCGUGGUUGGAUGAGUCAGUGUACAGAUUUGGACGCAGAAUUUCGCAAGUCGGCGCCAGUCAGCUUGCGAUAGAGACAAAGAGCAUAAUCAUUACAGGCC